AUGCUUUCUUUAAAAGUUCUCCGCCAGCCUGCCCUCCGGAAUUUGGCCGCCAGUUCCAGGAAUCUGUCUUUUGAUCUGACCGAUCAACAAAGAGAAAUUCAAGCAGCUGCCUUGAAGUUUUCCAAGGAUAAGCUUGUGCCGGUUGCUAAGAAGUAUGACGAAUCUGGUGAGUUCCCCUGGGAUAUCAUAAAGGAAGCGCAUUCGCUUGGUUUGAUGAACCCCCAGAUUCCGGAGAAAUACGGCGGUCCCGGCUUGACCACCAUGGAAACGGCCCUGAUCGUCGAGGCUCUGAGCUAUGGAUGUACUGGCCUUCAACUCGGUAUUAUGGGACCAUCCCUCGCUAUCGCUCCGGUCUACAUUGCCGGAAAUGAAGAGCAAAAGAAAAAAUAUCUUGGCAUGCUGGCUGCCGAGCCACUCAUUGCAUCCUAUUGUGUGACCGAACCAGGCGCCGGAUCGGAUGUAAAUGGUGUCAAAACAAAGGCCGAAAAGAAAGGAGACGAAUACGUCAUCAAUGGGAACAAGGCUUGGAUUACUGGCGGUGGACACGCACAAUGGUUUUUCGUGUUGGCGAGGACGGAUUCCGAUCCGAAGACUCCGGCCGGGAAGGCGUUCACGGCUUUUAUCGUUGAUGGGGAUACGCCAGGGAUUAUUCGAGGAAAGAAAGAAAAGAAUUUGGGACAGCGGUGUGCUGAUACCAGGACGAUCACUUUCGAAGACGUUCGGGUUCCUGUCUGCAAUGUUUUGGGCAAACCUGGCGAGGGAUUUAAGGUCGCUAUGGGUGCUUUCGACAUGACGCGCCCUGGAGUUGCAGCAGGAGCUUUGGGACUUGCUUGGAGAGCCCUUGAUGAAUCGGCGAAAUAUUCUCUAGAGCGAAAGACGUUUGGCACCCAGAUUGCCAACCAUCAGGCCGUCCAAUUCAUGCUAGCUGAUAUGGCCAUUAACCUGGAAAUGGCGCGAUUGGUGACUUACAAAGCAGCAACGGACGUGGAUAACCGGGUGCGAUCGUCUUACUAUGCUUCUAUUGCCAAGUGCUUUGCCGCUGAUAUGGCCAAUCAAGCAGCCACUAAUGCCGUCCAGAUCUUUGGUGGAGCCGGUUUCAAUACCGAAUAUCCGGUAGAGAAGCUCUACCGUGAUGCCAAAAUUUACCAAAUCUACGAGGGCACAUCGCAAAUUCAGCGCAUGGUCAUCAGCCGAAUGAUGUUUGGCCACCUGGCAUCCACUGGAACUUGCCGAGUC
Mesorhabditis spiculigera is the source of this 1236-nucleotide messenger RNA. NCBI's taxonomy places the organism in Eukaryota, Metazoa, Nematoda, Chromadorea, Rhabditida, Rhabditidae. The record is from the annotation of a GenBank genome assembly.